CUGCAAAAAUCCCCCAAAACACAUGGACGGCGAUAGGCGGUCUCCGGCGGCGGCCGCGGCCGCAUCGGCGGCAUCGGUGCUUGACGACGACGACCUGCUCCGCGAGAUCCUCCUCCGCCUCGGCUUCCCCACCUGCCUCGUCGGCGCCGCCCUCGUCUCCAAGCGGUGGCUCCACCACGCCUCCGCCCCGGCCUUCCUCCGCCGCUUCCGCGAGCGCAACCCGCCCCGCCUCCUCGGCUUCUGCCUCUGCUACUCCAUAGCUUACCAGUGUCAAUUCGUGCCCCUCCCGCAGCCCCCGGAGCUCGCCGCCCCUGCACGCCGCGCAGCCUCCUCCUGCGACGACGCCUUCGCCCGCAGAAGCCUCCGAACCAAGCACUGCCGGAACGGCCGCCUCAUCCUCGACUCCUUCCACGACGACAUUCUUGAGCAUGCCCUCCUAGCGCCGCUGCUCGCCGGGGAGCUCGCAGCCGUGCUCCCGCGGACCCCGCAACGCAACCGUGGUUUCGAGGACCGCACUCAGAAGGGAUUCACUGGUAUGUUUCUACCCGGGGAUGGGGGCUGCGACGGCAUCACCUUGGUAAAUCUCUGGAAGGUCGAGCGAAAAGCCUAUGCGGAAGUGUAUGUCCUGGGAUCUGGCGGAUGGGGCGUCCCUGCGGGCUCCGUGGCAGAGGUAGAGCUCCCUGACGAUACCUUAAUUACCAAAAUGCUACCACCCGUCAAUGGCAAGCUCUUCAUGGAGACCAGCUUUGGGUGCACCCUGGGUCUAGAUCUGGCCGGGGCGAGCUUUUUCACCCUUGAGCUCCCCGCUGGAGUGCAGAGCAACUACAUGCUCUCAUGUGCGGAAGAAUCCGGGCUCUAUCUUGUCAGUGCAGAUGGGUUUCAGCUCAGUGUGUGGCUCCAUGGUAUGACGGGCGGCGGCAAUGCUGCAGGCGGUUGGCUGCUGGUGGACACAUUUUGUGUCCAUGAGACACACACACGUCUGCCUCAUGGUAAUUAUGUUGAUGUUGUCGCGGUGGGGGACAAUGCCGACUUUGUGUUCUUGGAUCAUCCAGCAAGUGGUGCUGUCUUUUAUGUUCAUCUGAAGAGCAGGGUAGUUGAGAAAGUCCAUCAGAGGAAGACAAGAGAAUUUGCUUCUUCCCGGAUAGAUAUCUCGCCCUUUAUGACGAUCUGGCCGCCUGUCUUCCCGGCACGGAAUGUAGGGCAUGAUCAAGAGGAAUAAACCCCCUUGCUUGCGUUUGAUCUUUGUCAUAUCUUCACUGGGUAUGAGUAUGACUUGUGUAAUAGAAAGGUAUGUUGCUGAUGAGGUGAUGGAAAUUGAUGAGAAUUUUCCUAUCUGGAUGGGUUUGAUUCCAUAAGUAGGACUGAAAAUUGGAAAUUGGAAAGGUGUACCAGUGGGAAGCAGAUGAUGAAUGUAUGGUUAUCCGUAGGACUGAAGGUAUGACUUAGGCUGGUCACAAUGGGGAGGAACUUAGGAGUAACAUCACACACUCCAAUACAACUUUGCUUAUGUGGCACAUAUUUAAUGAAG
This is a messenger RNA of Triticum dicoccoides, 1528 nucleotides long. RefSeq lists its product as uncharacterized. Gene Ontology annotation, molecular function: protein binding. NCBI's taxonomy places the organism in Eukaryota, Viridiplantae, Streptophyta, Magnoliopsida, Poales, Poaceae. The record is from RefSeq and is a predicted model, not a curated record. Bases 23 to 1219 code for a protein of 398 amino acids. The transcript has a single exon.